Molecule: messenger RNA, 1326 nt
Organism: Exophiala mesophila
Lineage: Eukaryota; Fungi; Ascomycota; Eurotiomycetes; Chaetothyriales; Herpotrichiellaceae
Exons: 1
Coding region: 89-691 (200 amino acids)
Biological process (GO): mitophagy
Molecular function (GO): mitochondrion autophagosome adaptor activity
Source: RefSeq, a predicted model, not a curated record
GUCGCAACAUCACACCUCUUGCACCUAGACGGCACCUUGCCCCCUCCACAUACUCGUCUGUGUUCUCUCCUUGAUAUUGCCAUCAACCAUGGCAAGCAACCCAGCCAUGGAACUCGCCUCGGCGAUCCAAUCCGUCUCCAUCAAACGAAACCCAUCACCCACACAUGACCUGAAUCCCUCAACAGCAGCAUCCAAGAAAAUCCCUGCUAUACUCGAGUCACCCUCCUUAUCACCGACUCGGUCUCGCUCUCAAUCACGCUCACGCUCCCACUCCUUAACAUCAGAAACAUCAUCCACAUCCACCAUACCCAGCGAAGUAAUCCGCCCCCGGCCCCGACGGCGAGAUUUCCCUCCCAUUCCCGACUUCCGUUUCGAGCAAUCGUAUCUAGCGAGCAUCAAGAACGCAGAGACAAAAUGGAUGGUUGCCUUUAUCACGAUUCGCGACCAGGUUAUCCUGCCGUUGACGCAGGGUAUACUGUGGAAUCUGGCCAUGUUUGGAUGGAGACAUUGGAAUCGUGGUACUAAAUUCAAGGGUCAGACUAUUGGUGCUAGGGUGCGGAAGUGGUGGUGGGGGGUCAAUAAUUGGAAAUUACCGGAAGAAGCGCAUAAUAUCAGACCCAAGGACGCAAAGGUUUUGAGAAAGGCGGAGGAUUUCUUUGUUGAUAAGUUUGGGACCAGUUUGGGCGAUUGAGGAUGAUAUGAUAUAUUGGGGAGGGUUGUGGGCAUACGCUUCCCAAGGACUCUGCUGGACUAAGAAGAGGCGUUUGCUGUGAGGGGAGCCUGUUCAUGUCGACCAAAGGACUCUGCCACGAGUCUUGCUGAAGAUUUGUCUGCAUCAAUGACUAGAGGGAGCCCUUGACACCACCCGAAUGACAGACUCUGCCACUCUACCACGGGCACAUCAGAUCAAUACGCCACACGAUCCCCGUGGUGGCAUCCUCCAACAUCUCAACACAGCCGCCGUGGUAUCUUCUCAUCAGCUCGUCCGCAAAGGGAGAGUCGACAGUCAAUCGAUCCUGACUGAAUAAAAAUAUACGAGAGAUAUGUAUUUCAGGCAUCUCGACUUGGCUAUAUAUGCCGAGUACUCUACUCCUACAGCUGCCAUGAGACGACUGGGUCAAGAGGAUUGUACAUAUUAGGAGCACACAUCACUCAUCAUACAGGAAAUGAUGCAUUCGAUGGACCAGACCUGGGACAAGCCAAAUGGGGCAUCAUCUAGGGGAUACUUUGCGGCGUAGGUCGUGGUUGGUUCAUGGCAACAUCACCUGCACGCAUGUAGCACAUCUAAAACUACACCGUACACACCAUUUCGCAAAUCAAUUCCAG